CCUUGUCAUCCUUACAGUGACGAUCAUUUCACCCACAUUUAUUGUCUUGCUGCACAAAAAUUUACAAUCGUAAAAAAAUGGAAACUAAAAUCUUUCUAGUUUCCCUACUAACAUUUGCGCUAAUUUCGAGUCAAAAAGUUUCAGGACCGGAUCGAAUUCCUUGUGACCUUGUCUGGGUUGCUGAUCAGGAUGGGAGGUCCCCCGACCAAAAUAUCGUCGCAUUCAACAGCGACGAUAUCGUGGCAAGAAUUAACAUUUCUGGCCUGCUAAUUCCAGCGCGUCUAGUUCCCGACGAUGGGAAAGCAUACGCCCCACUUCUUUCUGACGGGUCGAUUAUCGAGUCGUCAACUUAUGAAGUUCUGACCAACCCCAAAAACUGCAUCGUCACUUGGGAAGAAUCCACCAUGACGCAAAAUAAUGCCGUAAUUACUUCCGGAUUCGGUAUUGGGCGUGCCCAUUUGGUUGACGAAGAAGGUAACUUUAAUACCGUCGGGGGUGCCAUUGUCGAUGGGAAGGAACUCCAUGUGUCGAUCAAUGGGAAACAGGAAAUUGCUCAAGAGUUUCAAAUCCUCACAUCGGUCUACCCUCUUAUGCACUGUCACCUGUACAAUUUUACCAUAAAACUAGAUCAAAUCACGCCAAACUACGUGCAACAAAUCGAAUCAGAAACCAUCACAAAUUCCGGUAGUGACACGACACAUGAAAUUAAUCAUGGCGGGACAAUUGAACAGCUUUUUCAGCUAACUGAAUCGGGGCUUCAAUGGAAGGGGGUUUCGAACUUGGAUCUGUCCCUAAUUUUUGGCAAUGUUGCAAUAACCUCGUCCGACCAAAUAACUAUUCAAGAUGGUAAAGAUUAUCGAGUAACAAUUAGUCAAAAUCGGGACUUGAGUUUUAAAAAGUCGCUGACCUUGAGACAGGAGGGUGACGAUAACAAAAAACUCUUAGUUUGCUCCGCCGCUAAAAUAUUUAUUGGAGAGGUGCAAUACGAAGCUUGGGGACGCUUUGAGUCGAACGGAAUGGGGGGAGAUGAGAUAAGCGGGAUACUUGCUAAUCGUGGCAGUAACGUCGAGUUUACGAAUGGCCAGAGUGCCGUGGCACCUGUGCGAGGGGUGAUUAAGGGACGAUUUUACAUGGGAAAGAUGACCUCUGUCAUGCCAAUAACGGAUGAAGGUGGAAACUCUUGUCCAUCUAUUUAAUGUAAAGUUACAACUUGAUUCUUGUAAAAAUUAAGCUUUAUAACUUACUUUGAUGCGAAAUAAAAAUUCAUUCAAUUUCAAGUAAAUGUUAA
This is a messenger RNA of Folsomia candida, 1288 nucleotides long. RefSeq lists its product as uncharacterized. The record is from RefSeq and is a predicted model, not a curated record. The coding region runs from base 78 to 1196 and encodes 372 amino acids. The transcript is spliced from 2 exons. Lineage: Eukaryota; Metazoa; Arthropoda; Collembola; Entomobryomorpha; Isotomidae.